Molecule: messenger RNA, 1791 nt
Organism: Mixia osmundae IAM 14324
Lineage: Eukaryota; Fungi; Basidiomycota; Mixiomycetes; Mixiales; Mixiaceae
Exons: 4
Coding region: 1-1791 (596 amino acids)
Biological process (GO): amino acid biosynthetic process
Molecular function (GO): aspartate kinase activity
Source: RefSeq, a predicted model, not a curated record
AUGGCCGACGAUGACGGGUCCGAUGCGUCCACGCAAUCGCCCGAGCUCAGGGGCAACCCUAGCGAGGGUGACUGGGUAGUUCAGAAAUUCGGCGGGACUUCCAUCGGCAAAUUUGUCGAGGUUAUCGCUCAGACUAUCGUACCGCGGUAUCUCGACGAGGGCCAUCGAGUAGCGCUCGUCUGCUCUGCCCGCUCGGGACAGUCGAAGAGCACAGGCACGACGAAUUUACUCAUCCAGGCUGCACAAGAAGCCUUGCGACCGACGUCUGUCCUCCCUGACGAGCUCGCCAAUGGGAGGCAGCCUUCGCCGGCCAUGACGCCCUCGAUUGCAAGCGCUUCCCGGCCAAACCCGCUCUCGUUGUCGACGCAGCGCCUACAGCGAAGCGGUUCCUCUGCUGUCCUCAACAGCUCAGGCUACAACUCGCCCGGUCCAAGGGGCUCAGGCUCGCUCUCAAACUCACUAGCCAGUCUGAAGACAUGCGACCAAGCUUCUGCCUUCGAUGGCACCGUCGACAAGAUCAAAUCUGACCAUCUUUCGGCUGCGCGGUCGUGCAUCAGUGACCCGUGGAUACUGCGACAGCUCGAGGAAGAGCUCUCGGGAGACUGCGAAGCACUCAGGAGCUUCUUGCUGGCUGCACAGAUCAUAGACGAGAUCUCGCUGAGGUCCAAAGAUAUCAUCGUGGGCUAUGGCGAGCGGCUGUCUUGUCGCAUCGUAGCCGCCAUGCUAGAGGACAAGGGCUUUGCGUCCGAAUUUGUCAGCCUAGAAUCAGUCUUGCCGAAGCCGAGCGAAGCGCAAAGCUUAGGUCAAGCAGAACAACAGCUAUCGCAAGCGUUUUAUGACGACCUAGCUGGUAGACUGGGUCAACGACUCAGACAAUGCGAGGGCAGGAUACCUGUCGUUACAGGCUUCUUUGGCAUCGUGCCCGGCUCGCUAUUGCUACAGAUUGGUCGAGGAUACACAGAUCUGUGUGCUGCGUUGUGUGCGGUGGGCCUGCAAGCAUCGGAGCUGCAAGUAUGGAAAGAGGUUGACGGUAUCUUCACGGCCGAUCCGCGCAAAGUGCCAACCGCCCGACUCCUGCCGCGCAUAACGCCGGAGGAAGCGGCCGAGCUGACCUACUACGGCUCCGAAGUCAUCCAUCCUUUCACAAUGGAGCAAGUCAUCAGAGCAGCGAUACCCAUCCGGAUCAAGAAUGUACAAAAUCCUGCAGGCGCAGGGACGGUCAUCUUCCCAGAUUCGCUGCAGAACGGCCGUGCAGCAAAGCCAGCAAUGACGCAUAUCAACGGCAGCGCACCUCGUCUACCUACCGCAGUGACCAUCAAAGACAACAUUGUCGUGCUGAACAUCCAUUCAAAUCGGCGAACGAUCAGUCACGGCUUCUUUGCGGGCAUGUUUGCCACCCUUGACCGAUACGGCAUCGUUGUCGACCUCAUCUCGACCUCAGAAGUGCACGUCUCGAUGGCGAUGAACGACACGAUCCGGAAAGGACUCUUGGACAGCCUGCUUGCCGAUCUGAAGAAGCUUGGCGAGAUUACAGUCAAGCACGACAUGGCUAUCCUCUCACUGGUCGGGAAGGAGAUGCAACACUCGGUCGGCAUUGCUGGCAAGAUGUUUACGACCCUUGCGGAUGGAUCUGUCAACAUCGAAAUGAUCUCUCAAGGCAGUUCAGAAAUCAACAUAUCCUGUGUGAUCGAGAACCGAGACGCUGCCAAAGCGCUGAAUCUGAUCCAUCUGAGACUGCUCUCGCUUGCAGUGCCACCAGGGGUCCCGCAGUCACCCAUCUCGUAUGUCUAG